Molecule: messenger RNA, 183 nt
Organism: Plenodomus lingam JN3
Lineage: Eukaryota; Fungi; Ascomycota; Dothideomycetes; Pleosporales; Leptosphaeriaceae
Source: RefSeq, a predicted model, not a curated record
AUGUACAAAGAGUCGCAGAAAUGCUGGCAUGACGGUACCGACGAGAAAAUCGGUCCAAAUGUCGUCCAUCAAGACGAAAGAAACACGAGUAGAAAGGCGAUUUCGGUACAACGAGCGUGGCAGGUUGCGGUGCUCGAUACAGAUCGAUUCCAUGUCCCGGCCAACGCCAAGCCAACCAUCUAA